UAACUAAAGGUAACAGGUUGCAGUCCCGGACCGACAGCGUAAUGAACUUGUUGCUGCGGUAAUUUGCGUAGCAACUAUUUUUCCACCCACUUUCCGCGUUGGACAUUGAUGGAUGUCUUUGAAGAUAUUUGAAUUAUUGUCGGCACGCGGCAGGCGAAGAGUUACAGAGGGAUAAGUUCAGAGAAAGAGCAUGAGCACGUAUUCUUCACGUCAGAGGACCAUUGCGGACAAUGGUGUUCAAGUCCGCGUCAUCAAUGAUCUCCACGAUUAUGGUGGAGGCCAGCCCGGUCCCCAUCCAAGAGCCAGGAACCCCUCCAAAUACGGUGUCGCAGUCAGGGUGCAGGGUAUCGCUGGCCAGCCAUACGUGGUCCUGAAGGAUGGAGAGAAGGGAGAUUCAUAUGGGGUCCAGCUCAAGACCCCGUACCCCUAUGGCUACAACAGCCUUCCCCGGAAGAACGAACAAGCGGAGCCAGGAAUGCAGGGGCCAGAUGUAGGAGGGGGGCAAGGAGGGGCAUUACGUCGGGCUCAGUCCCACGGAUCGCUCCUAGACAGGGAUGACAAUGACUUUCCAAACGAUAGGAAGGCUGGUAGUUAUUCGAAUCUGGAUGAAGAAUUUGAAGGAAGGGGAGACAGAGAGCAGGCGUGGUAUGGCAGUGAGAGAGAGGGGGGCGUUAACAGGAAUAUGUGGGAUGGUUCAUAUCAGGCAGGGCACAGCAGAUCACAGGAAGCACUGAGGGACGGCCGGUUAUACGCUGACCCACCUCAACAAACAAAUGAGAGACAGACCCCUGUGAACAGACUCAUAAACAGGUUUGGUGGCGUUAACACUAGAGGCCCGCAGAGAGGUCCCCCACCUGCACAAGAUCCCAGAUCUUCUUUCGUCACCCCCAACCCCUACACCUCAUCUCCACCAAACCAGAGCAGCUCGGGACACAGCCAGGGACCUGUCCCUAAAGGUCCUGGAUACGCGCCGAAUCAGUGGAGUUCAGUGGACUCACAAGUGACACCUGACCUUUUGCUGGACCAGGGUCAGAGUGCAGAGAUGAGCAGUGAAGAGGAGCAGGCCAUGAAGACUAUAUACAACAUCCUCAGACAAGGGAGUAAUGAGAAUGAUGCUGUCAUCAAGCACAAAGUCAAGAUCAUCCUUCAGAACCUUCAGAGCCUAAAGUCCAAAGAAAGCCCAAGGGAUGACUGGACGAAAGAAAAGAGAGCGCUCGAGACAAAGAUUGCUAAUCUACAAAUUGCCCUUCAGGAAGAAAGGAGGGGCUCUGUUAGCAAUUCUGAUCCCGUCCUGAAAGCUGAGCUGGAGUCCUGUCUGGAUGAAAAUCUGCAACUCCAGGAGAUGCUGGACCGGAAGAAAAAGGAAUUAAGUGACACACAAUCAGAGCUGACUCAGCUGCGUAUGGACAGGGAGAAUGCAGAGACACGAGUGAGAGACAUGGAGGACCAGCUGGCUGGGCUACAAGAUGAACUGAGGAGAGAGAAUGGCAGCAAGACGGACCUGAUGUCUUGUCAAGGACAGCUGAUGGAGGUGUGUCAGCUGAAACAGAAGCUGGAGGAAAACCUACGGCAGAGAGAGAGGGAGCUCACGGCUCUGAAAGGCGCUCUGAAGGAAGAGGUGGCGACGCACGACAAAGAGGUGGAAGUGCUCCGGGAGCAGUACAGGGCUGACAUGGAGAAGCUCCGCAGCAGCAUGGACCAGGUGUCUCAGUCUCAUGCUGGGAUCGAGGCAGAACGGUUGCGUGUGAACGCGUCGGUUCGCACCCUGCAGCAGCAGCUGGAAGACUGUAGAGACGAGAGCAGCCACUGGAUGGAGCAGUUUCACGCCACCAGGGACGAGCUUCGAACAACAAAACAAGACGAGCCACCGAGCAACCCUGAAACACAACUUCUGCAAACCCGUCUGGAGAAAGAGGAGUUUGAGGAGGAACUAAAAGAGCUCCAGGAGAAGGUGACAACCAUGAAAAAACAGAUACCAGACCCUCAACAGGCACAGAGUGCCAACCAGGAGCUCCAGCGAUGCAAUGCUGAUCUGCAGAAGACCAAGUCUGAUCUGGAGAAGCAGAGGACGGAGUUUGAUAAAAAGGUCAUGGAAGUCAUCGCCAUGAAAAAAGCUCACCAGAACCAGGAGGCUGAAAUGAAGUAUGAAAUUGACAGACUAAAGGACCAACUCCAGAAGGCCAAAGAGGACUUUGCCAAGGCACAGGAGAAAAAUAAACAGCUUCCAGACCCAGCUGCCAUGGCAGAGCUGCAGCAGAAGCUUGACGGGGCGCAGAGUGAAGCUAGCCAGCUCAAAGAGAAACUCUCAGCAGCUCAGGAGGAACUUGAGAACAGUAAAACACGUCUGAGCAGAGCUCAGACGGAUAUUAACUCACUUGAAGAAGCCCAGCAGGAGCAGAAGGACGCCAACGCUCGACUUAAAGACAAACUUUCCAGACUAGAGGCUCAGCUGCAGAGCAAUGCUACAGAGAGCUCAGAGGCAGAGCUCGCCCUCCACACUGAGGUGAGAGGUCUGCGAUCUGAACUAGAUGAGGCCAAGAGAAAAGCUUCCAGACUAAGCCAGGAGCAUCGUGAACUCAGCCUGCGCCUGGAGGAUACAGAAAAGGACAAGGAGUCGCUCAAACAGACCGUCAGCCAGCUGGAAGAGGCCAAACGACAGCAGGAGAAAGCGCUGGAGAAGCUCAACAAAGAACAUGAGUCUCUCACCGCGUCCUCAAAAGAGGAAAGUCAGGCUCUCAAGGCUCAGCUGGAGGAACAGAGAGACAGAGCACGCAAGGAAAUGCAAGAGGUGCAACGUCAAGGAAAUGAUGCUCAGUCUGAGCUGGAAAGAAGCCGUGCAAAUCUAAGGAGGCUGGAGGAAGAGGUGGCACGACAGAAGAAGGAGCUUCUGCUUGUGUCUGAGGAGAGAGACAACCACCAGCUGGAUAAAGAGCUUCUCACCAACAGACUGCGCCACCUUGAGGGCGAGAUUGAGACCAGCAAAAACAGCCAAAAUGAGAAAACCCGGGAGGUUCGUCUCUUAGAGGACAAGCUGAAACGAGUGGAGAUGGAGCUGGACGAGGAGAAGGGCAGCGUGGAGAUGCUGACAGACCGAGUCGCCAGGAGCAGAGACCAGAUCGAUCAGCUCCGCUCUGAGCUCAUGCAGGAGAGAUCGUCCAAACAGGACCUGGAGCUGGACAAGAACGCCAUGGAGAGACAUCUGAAAGAGCUGAGAAGCCGCGUGGCCGACAUGGAGGGCCAGUCCCGCUCCUCAGCUGGAGUCUCUCAGCUGGAAAACAAGAUCCAGGAGUUGGAAGAACGACUGCGCAGUGAAGAAAGAGAGAAGAACUCGAUGCUGGGAUCCCAGCGUCGCCUGGAGAGGAAACUAAAAGAUCUCAGCAUGACGCUGGAUGAGGAGAGACACACUCACACUGAGCAGAAGGACCAGCUUUCUCUGAGAGUGAAGGCUCUGAAGAGGCAGGUGGAUGAAGGAGAGACGGAGCUGGAGAGGAUAGAUGCACUGAGGAGAAAAGCUCAGAGAGACGCGGAGGAACAGAUGGAGCUCAAAGACGCAUUACAGGCCAGAGUCACAGCUCUGGAAACUGAGCUAAAGAGGAAAACUCAGCGCCCAGUUUUGGAUUCGGCCCUCAGUUCAGACGACGACGACAGCCUGUACGACUCCUCCACCAUCACCUCCAUCCUCACCGAGAGCAACCUCCAGACCAGCUCGUGUUAAAGCAGCACGUCAGGAGCAGGACAUGGGUGGGAAAAUAUAACACUGCCAAGACCGAAGGGAAGCACAGACUAGUAGUGGGUGGGAGGAAAGCCAAAAGGCAGAAUGGUGUGCACUACAGACAAGGGUGGGGUACGGGGACCAGAGUGGUUAACGAUAUAUUGUAAAGGUCACUUAGAGAAUGGUUUUGCACACCAGAGUGAAUGGAAGGAAACAAAACAUCCUCAGCAUUUCAGGGAAUUUCCUUCAGUCCAUACAGAUGUUCAGCUUCAUUUCAUGCACAUGGUGCAGCUCCCAUCAUAGAGCAUUACACAAGGUACUCUUAUAACAUAGACAUAAUAUACCUCUUGAGUCAUUGGUACAAAUUCUGACCAUUUCAGGGGCGAGACCCUCGGCCAAGCACUUAACAUUAGCAACACUGGCUCUGUCCUCACUAUUCCUCGUCAUUUCAUGUGUGAACAGUUUACACGUCGUCACCUGACUGAAGAAAACUGCUGAAAACCAAAUGGUGACACUGAGCCGAUAAUGACAGCCACAAGGCCCUCGGAACAAUAUUACACUUAGUUCUUAUGCUAAAUAUAUACUGUAGGUGGUUCUUACUGAGUAAAAGCUGUUCUUUGUUCACUGCAAACACAGUAAAUAUUCUUUGUGUAUAUUUUUAGCUGUGGAAUUGUAUGUGUCCUAUUCCUGGAGCUAGUUUGAGAUACGAGUUUACUCCCGUCCUGUUUAAAAAAAGAAAAAGAAAAAAAAAGAAAAGAAAAAUCACAAAAUGACAAAUACACUUCACAUGAAGUGUAUUUGUUGAAGCUGCACAUUUUCUAUGCCUUCCCUCUUAUGAACACUGUCAUUUAAUAACAAAGCCUUAAAACUUAAUAACUUAAUUAAUUGAUUAAUUAAGUAAAAAUACUAUUAAUUAAAAUGUUUAAUUGUAUUUAACAUUUGUAGACUUACGUGGAGCUGAUUGUGUAAACAGUAUGAACACUCAGAUGAAGUUAAAAUUUGUUUUACAUUUUCAGAAAUGUAAAAAUUGUCCUUGUCGUACUCAUGGUACUGAAAAAGAUUGUUUCCUUGUGAUGAAUUUAAAGAUAAUCGUUGACCGGAAUAAUUUCACACAUGCUGUACCUGAACAAAUAGAUCUUUUUUUUUUUCUAUUACAUGAUUUAGCAAAAAUAAAUCUAUGGAAUUUAUUGAUAA
Molecule: messenger RNA, 4906 nt
Organism: Mugil cephalus (flathead mullet)
Lineage: Eukaryota; Metazoa; Chordata; Actinopteri; Mugiliformes; Mugilidae
Gene: cgna
Product: cingulin
Exons: 21
Coding region: 191-3715 (1174 amino acids)
Cellular component (GO): myosin complex
Source: RefSeq, a predicted model, not a curated record